Molecule: messenger RNA, 1855 nt
Organism: Patiria miniata (bat star)
Lineage: Eukaryota; Metazoa; Echinodermata; Asteroidea; Valvatida; Asterinidae
Product: monocarboxylate transporter 12-like
Exons: 4
Coding region: 1-1269 (422 amino acids)
Biological process (GO): transmembrane transport
Molecular function (GO): monocarboxylic acid transmembrane transporter activity
Source: RefSeq, a predicted model, not a curated record
AUGGUUAAGAAAGAUGGUGGCUACGGUUGGGUAUUGACCGCCAUGGCGUUCUUCAUGGCUUUCAUUGAACUCGGCACAUUCAAAAGCUUUGGGGUCUUCCUGCUGCCCAUUCGUGAAUCGCUUCAGUGUUCAGUGACAACAAUAGGAACCGUCAUGGCCGCAGCCCACACAACUACCUUCAUGUUGAUUCCACUGGUAAACAUACUUGGUAAGAAGCACGGAACGAAAGUAUUAGCCGUUGGAGGGGGCUUCAUUAUGUUUGUGUGCGGUCUUGGAACUUGCCUCGCAUACAACAUCGCUCAGUUUUCGGUGUUCGUGAUUCUUUGGGGUGUUGGUGUUGCAAUGUCCCAUGGUCCCCCAAUUGUGGAAAUGCUUCUGUAUUUUCCAAAUAACCCGGCACUGCCUUUUAGCAUUAUUAGCUCCGGCGCCGGAUUUGGAAUGAUGUUAUGCCCUCCUCUGGCGGAAUUCCUGAUAGACAUCUACGGUUGGCGUGGAGCCAUGUUGUUAUUUGCUGCACUGAGCGCUCAUAUCUGCGUUCUUGGUGUCCUUAUAAAGCCGUCCUCAUCAGCCUACACGGCACUGGGAAAUGGAUGUUCUCGUUUUCAGAAAAUAGAGGACAAUGAUAACAAGUUAAGGAGAUGUUGCACACUCGCUUUCAAGAGUUUCUGUGAGUUCUUGGCCUUGGACGUGCUGUGGUACGAACCGAAGUUUAUCAUCCAUGCUCUUGUUAGCUUUCUAGUUGGCGUCAUGUACAGCGCUUGGAUGAUUUUCCUCGUUCCUCACGCAAUUGCAAGAGGUAUCGAGAGUCAACUGGCAAGUUUCCUCUCUUCAGUGGGUGGAGUUGGGACUUUACUCGGACGGAUAAUACAAGGACCCGUCAUGCACCGUAACUGGAUCCAGGCGGUUCAGCUGUCCACCCUCCUUGCUUUCCUCAACGCACUUGCGUUCGUGCUAGACCCUAUAAUUUCAGACAACUACCCCGGAUUGGCAUGCCUGGCUUUCGUGAAUGGCCUAAGUCUUGGCACGAUGGCAGUUUUGUUUAUCCUGGUGGCUAAGCAAGUCUUGAGUGAAGAUCUAAGCGUCCAAGGUUGGGGAACACUACUUGUCUUCUUUGCCAUCGGUGAAUUGCUUGGUGGUGCUUUGGCAGGCCUGAGCUACGACGCUACUGGAAGUUACGAUAUUUCAUACUGGAUUCUUGGUGGACUCUCUGGCGUCGCUGUUGUCGUUCUUGUGGCGGAACGGAUUCAGAACCUCUGCUGUGGCAACUGACGCAACCACGGGGUGUUUUCAUGCCGUUUUCGUCGUGUCUGCGAUUCAUUCACCUUUUAUUUGAAACAGCUGAUGUAAAAUGUUACGCGUUCCUACGUUUAAUUAGGCGUGGCAACCUGCUUAAAAAAUGAAUUAGUGAGUUUUGAGCUCCCUAAUAAAACAUCAUACGAAAAAGUAGUGCAUGAUUACUAACAAAUUCAAUUUCAAAGUAUCCAAUUUUGAAUUUUUAGUGUAAGCUCUGCAGUUUUAAUACGUAUCAAUCUUCGCUUAUGGAUCUUUUUUUUGAUAUCAAAUAGCCCAGAGUGACGUUUAUACUUAGGGCCUGGUGUUUCUAAUGUUAAAAAAAACAGCUUUCGAUUUUGUCAAUGAUUUGUUCGACCUUUUUUAAUUCCUAAACUUAUAGUUAAUAUUCUCUCUAUAUUACAAAGAAAGUUAAGCAUCAGUUUUUACCUUCACUUGUUAUAGCCUUAUGCUUAAUACCCGAUUAACUCUAGAAACAAAACAGUACGGCUUUUUACGAAUACUAGGUUUUUGAAUAUUAUGAGGGAAAAUAAAAGUUUAUUUUAUGUCACCCCGUAACAUUGAG